This is a messenger RNA of Astrephomene gubernaculifera, 2502 nucleotides long. The record is from the annotation of a GenBank genome assembly. NCBI's taxonomy places the organism in Eukaryota, Viridiplantae, Chlorophyta, Chlorophyceae, Chlamydomonadales, Astrephomenaceae.
GUUCUCGGGCGUUCCCCAGCAUAGAUUAGUAGUUACGUAUCAGGACAUGCUUUAGCUGCAUAUUUUAGAAGUUGCUCUGAGAAUGGCCGCCGACGACAGCUUGCUGCCUAUUGCAAUCCUCAUAGAUGAGCUCAAGAGCGACGAGCCUCUUCGUCGUUUAAACUCUAUCAGCAGGCUUGGGCUCAUAGCACAGGCAUUGGGCGAGGAGCGAACGCGGGCAGAGCUCAUUCCUUUCCUUAGCGAAAAUGUCGACGAUGAGGACGAAGUCCUGCUGGCUCAAGCGGAGCAGCUUGGAAACUUCGUUCCCUACGUAGGAGGGCCACAGUAUGCAUACUUGCUGCUGCCACUUCUGGAGACGCUAUCAACAGUAGAGGAAACGGUGGUGCGGGACAAGGCGGUGGAGUCGCUCAGCAAAGUGGGGUCGACCAUGCCGGACAGCCACGCUUGCGAGCACUUUGUGCCUAUUCUGAAGCGUUUGGGCUCUGGGGAAUGGUUCACUUCGCGCGUCUCGGCGUGCGGCCUCUUCGCGACAGCGUACCCGCGAUGCACCCCCAUGCUGAAGGCAGAGCUGAGGCAGCUUUAUGCCAAUCUUUGCCGCGACGAAACGCCUAUGGUGCGGAGGGCGGCUGCUCAAAAGCUUGGCGGGUUUGCCAAGGUCGUGGAACGCGACUACUGCAGCCGAGAGCUGAUGCCGCUUUUCACGGAUCUAACACAAGAUGACCAAGACUCGGUCCGCCUGCUUGCUGUGGAGAGCUGUGGCGCCUUUGCCUUGGCGUUGGGGCAAGCAGAUGCUACCAGCAACCUGCUGGCCAUCGUCCACAAGUUCGCGCAGGACAAGUCGUGGCGCGUUCGCUAUAACGUAGCCCAGCAGCUGGUUCAGCUGUGCGAGGCACUCGGCACAGAAGUGACCAGGAUGGAGCUCACGCCCAACUUUGUGCGCUUGCUUCGCGAUGGGGAGGCGGAGGUGCGGGUCGCGGCAGCCGGCAAGGUGUCAGCCUUCUCAAAGCUCCUGACUGUGCAGCAGAUCGUCACCAGCAUCAUCCCUUGCGUGCGUGAGCUCAGCAUGGACAGCAGCCAAUACGUGCGCGCGGCGCUGGCAGGCGUGGUCAUGGAGAUGGCGCCGGUGCUGGGCAAGCAGCUCACCAUUGAGCACCUGGUGCCCAUCUUCCUCACACUGCUGAAGGAUGUGUACCCGGAGGUCCGGCUGAACGUGAUCAGCAAGCUUGACCAGGUGAACCAGGUCAUUGGCAUUGACCUGCUGGCCCAGAGCUUGCUCCCAGCGAUUGAGGAGCUGGCGGAGGACAAGCACUGGCGUGUGCGGCUGGCGAUUGUGGAGCACAUCCCCUUGCUAGCCAGCCAGCUGGGGCCGGACUUCUUCCAGGAGAAGCUGGGGCCGCAGUGCAUGAAGAGCCUGGAGGACCAGGUGGCCUCCAUCCGCGAGGCAGCCACGCGCACCCUGCAAAAGGUGGCCGCCGAGUUUGGCCCCGACUGGGCUCGUGAGCACCUGGUGCCCAACGUGCUGGCGCUGAUUAAGAACCCGCACUACCUGUACCGCAUGACGGUGCUGGUCGCCAUCUCCAUGCUGGCCACCAUUGUCAGCCAGGACGUGCUGUGCAACCUCAUGCUGCCGGUGCUCACCACGGCAGCGAAGGACAAGGUUCCCAACGUCAAGUUCAACGUGGCUAAGAUCAUGGAGAAGCUGGCGGGCCUGGUGAGCCGCUCCGUGAUGGAGUCGGCCAUCAAGCCGGUGCUGCUGGAGCUGUGCGAGGACCAGGACAUGGACGUGCGCUUCUACGCACGCCAGGCGCUGUACGCAUGCGACCACGCGGCCUCGGCCUAGAGGCGCUCAGCCAUGCGGUGUGCCUGCGCCUGCAUUGAGCGCCUGGAUUGCCGUGGGAGCGAUCGCUUCUGGCGGGCUGUGUGAGCACUUUCCUUGUGCAAUACCUGGCAGCUUCGCCCCAACUUAAGGCGUCAUCGCUGCGUGUGGGCGUCUAGCACACUGCGGAUGGAAGGGGAAGGGUGCUACAGCCUAUGCAGGGGUAACCAGUGGGAAUCGAAUUGUGUGUGUUACUGGUGUGGAGCCUACUGAUGCAGCGGGAUGGUGCAUCGACGGUUGCUGCAUGGAGCCGGUACAGAUGACCACGCCGCGUCUGGCCCCGCGGCCGAGCAAGGCCGCAGCGCAGCAGUAUGGUGUAUUGACGCGUCCAAUCCCCCGCUCUACUGGAGGAGGACGCGGCGUUGGUUGUACGGGUCUACGCCCGCGCCGGUCCGGCUUGCUGCUGGUAGCACCGCCUGCGGUGUUGCUGCAAGGGGGCUAGGCGAGCCGGCAGGCGCAGGGCGCAGGCAGCUUUAGGUAUAUGGUGUGGUUUGUACUUCUUACAGCGGCGGGAGAAGGCGGUGCUGGGAUUGGGGCGUGGUCAACGAGGCACGCAUUUCUGGCCGCAAUCCUGGACGUCGAGGGGUUCAAGCAGGCGUCAGGACAUCAGCUGCGGAGCAGGGGAG